AUGGACCUGACGCCCGCGGCGCCGCAGAUGGCGAUGAAUCGGACGUACGCAGUGCCGCAGCCGUACCACCAACAGCAGCAGCAGCAGCAGCCGCAGCAGCCUCAUGAGACAACGCAGAUUAGUACCGAGCAGAUCCAGGCUAUGCUGGACGAGAACUCGAGUCUCAUUGUCGAGAUUAUUGAGCUGAACACGCAGAUUAAACAUGGAAAAGGGACGGCGCAGAUGGGAGAGUUCACGGAGAAAUUGGACAAGAAACGCAAGAUUCUGAACAAGAACCUCAUGACGCUGGCCAAGUGGGCGGACGAGUCUUCCGAGACGUCUCCACGCCCGCCACAGGCCUAUGGACAGUCUCAAAUGGCACAGAAACAACAGCAGCAGCGGCAACAGCAACAACAGCAAAGACAGCUACAGCAGCAGCGGCAUCAGCAGCAGCAACAGCAGCAGUACGCCCGAGCAGGAAUGAUGCAGAUGCCCAUGGGCAAUCAGGCCCAGUAUCAAGCACAAGCUCAAGCUCAAGCACAAGCUCGGGCCCAAGCACAGGUGCAAGCUCAAGCUCAGGCGCGACUGCAAGCUCAGGCGCAGGCUCAAGCCCAGGCUCAAGCUCAAGCAUACGCCCAGGUGCAAUAUCAGGCACGGAUGAAUCCGAUGAUGACUCAGCAGUAUGGACAGAUGAACCCGAUGGCUCAACAGCAACAGCAGCAGCAGCAACAACAGCAACAUCGGUAUGCUAAUGGUGGUAUGCCGUACGCUACCCCUGGCAACGGACCAAUGUCCCAUCCCAUUCGAAUGAACAAUGGCUUGCCGAAUCCCACGAGCUACGCAGACAACCGGGGCGGUAUGGUGCCAAACAUGAGCUAUCAAGUCUCUCCUCAAGGCUACGGCAUGAUGCCUCCAUCGCAACAGAUGCAGCGCAUGAACACAGUGACGCAAAGAAUGCCUCAACAGCAGAGUAUGCCCCAACAGCAGAGCAUGCCUCACCCGAGCAUGGCGAUGCCCCAGCAACAGAGUAUGACCAUGCCGCAGCAACAGAGUAUGAGUAUGCCUCAGCAGAGUUCGGCAAUGGCCCAGCCUUCGAUGCCAAUGGGUCACUAG
Molecule: messenger RNA, 1092 nt
Organism: Peronospora matthiolae
Lineage: Eukaryota; Oomycota; Peronosporomycetes; Peronosporales; Peronosporaceae
Source: the annotation of a GenBank genome assembly